Propithecus coquereli (Coquerel's sifaka) is the source of this 2046-nucleotide messenger RNA. Its product is annotated as cation-independent mannose-6-phosphate receptor-like. The record is from RefSeq and is a predicted model, not a curated record. Lineage: Eukaryota; Metazoa; Chordata; Mammalia; Primates; Indriidae. The transcript has 4 exons. Bases 187 to 663 code for a protein of 158 amino acids.
AUCCGACUUCAUCGCGUGUGUGGCAGGUUGAGGGACACUGAGGAUCCUGGGGACAACGGGCAGGGGUCCAGGGGGCUCUCAGAGCGCAGCCAGGCCGUCGGGGCAGUCCUCAGCCUGCUUCUGGUGGCGCUCACCGGCUGCCUGCUGGGCCUCCUGCUGUAUAAGAAGGAAAGGAGGGAAACGGUGAUGAGCAAACUAACCAAUUGCUGUAGAAGAAGUUCAAACGUGUCCUACAAAUACUCAAAGGUGAGCAAGGAAGAAGAGGCAGAUGAGAAUGAAACGGAGUGGCUGAUGGAGGAGAUCCAGCUGCCAACUCCAAGGCCGGGGAAGGAAGGGCAGGAAAACGGCCACAUCACCACCAAGUCCGUGAAAGCCGAGGCCCUCAGCUCCCUGCGCGGGGACGAGCAGGACAGCGAGGACGAGGUUCUGACCAUCCCAGAGGUGAAAGUUCACUCGGGUAGGGGAGGCGGGGCAGAAAGCUCCCACCCAGCGAGAAACCCACAGGGGAAGGCGCUCGGUGAGCAGGCGGACGACCGGGCGGGGCUGGUGACGGGAGAGAGGGCGAGAAGAGGGAAGCCCAAGUCUGCACAGCAGAAGGCGGCGGCGUCCACUACGCUGGUGUCCUUCCAUGACGACAGCGACGAGGACCUCUUACACAUCUGACUCCGCGGUGCCUGCAGGACGUGGAGCCGGGACAGCCAAGCACCUCCAACCAAAUAAGACUUCAACUUGACGACGCUUCGAUAACUUUGCCUUUAACAAAAACUGUCUCAAAAGGGAAGAGUUUUUGUGCUGGAGCAGAGGGUGAGGGAGGUCAGGCCCUGCUCCUUCACGAGUGUUUACAGUCGCGGGAGUAAGGCGUGGCUCGGUCGGCCACAGGGCGGUGCCUCAUGCCCGGGGUUUUGCCCCAAGUCCUCAUUUGCAAGCUUAAGGCCAGACACAUCUCAGAACAGAGGGCUGCAUUUGAAACAAACCCUUGCUGCUUUAGGCCCUGUAGGGUAUCUGACCAUUAUAUUUUAGCAUUUUAUUCUCUCCCCCUAUUUAUUGACUUUGACAAUUACUCAGGUUUGAGAAAAAGGAAAAAAGAAAACAGCAACAGUUUCUUCCUGCCGGCAGGGGUGUCAUGUACCAGUUCAUCCAUUCUGAGAAGGGGAGGCUGUCAGUGUGCUGGGACGUCGCUGGUGGAAUUUCGAACUGGUGGUUACUGUGUCCCCUGAGUUGGAAUACUCAUUCUGUGUCUUUUCUCUUUUGCUUUCUCUUUCUUAAAGGACACACGCAUGUGCGCGCACACACACAUAUGUGCACAGGGUCCCCGAGUGCCUAGGUUUUGGAGGGUUCUCCUGUUCUAUGCCUUUAGUCAGGAACAGCUGCAGCUUUGCAAGACAUCUUCAACCCUAGGUGUACAGAGCACAUUCGUCAGUAUUUCUUUCACCGGCUGGUGAAUUCAAACAACGCACCCAAAGAUUGAUUUUUGUGUGUGUGAGAGUGGAGUUAGAUGUCAGAGAAAAUAACUUUUCUCCAGAUUUGGGGUAUAGGUCUCAUCUCUUCAGGUUCUCAUGAUGCCACCUUUACUGUGCUUAUUUUUUUAAGAAAAAAAAUGUUUAUCAACCAUUCGACCUAUAAGAAGCCUUAAUUUGCACAGUGUGACUUACGGAAAUUGCAUGAAAAAUGAUGGGCCCGAAUCUCGCCCCUGGCAUUGCACUUGGAUUCGUGCACGGAGAGAGGCUGGGGCGGCCGCUCAGUGUCGCGGGAGGGAAGGACAGGGCAGGCCGUGCUGGUGUCCUCCCACGGGCCGUCCACUCCCUUCUAAAAGUGUUUAAUGAGUGACUUUUCUCACAUUAUGGAAUUGUAUAUAGACUCGAUGGUAUUCAUAUACUGAAAAGCAAACUGCCCUACAGAAUCCCUUGGUUUGUACCAGUUUGGCUGGCUUAUUUGAUUUCAACAUGAGUGUAUUUUUUAAAAUUGAUUUUUCUCUUCAUUUUUUUUUCAAUCAACUUUACUGUAAUAUAAAUUAUUCAACAAUUUCAAUAAAAGAUAAAUUAUUAA